This is a messenger RNA of Microthlaspi erraticum, 363 nucleotides long. The record is from the annotation of a GenBank genome assembly. NCBI's taxonomy places the organism in Eukaryota, Viridiplantae, Streptophyta, Magnoliopsida, Brassicales, Brassicaceae.
AUGAACCUCAACCAACCUCUUCAAACGAACCUCAAUCUCUCUCUCAGAUCCGGCGACCUAACGCCAUCUGCCGUCCAACUAUACCUCCGCCGUAAAGCUUCGAAGUCGUGGCCUUCGUCUCCUCGUCGCCGCUCUUUCGUUCUCGCCGUUGCCUCCGUCGUCGCGGUCUCGCCGUUGCUGCCGUCGCUGGUUAAUGGAUCUCACUUGGAAAGUGGAGAAGAGAAGAAGCAAGAACACGUUUCCAUUGGAUUUGGUAGUCCACAAUGGAAGAAGACUCACGAAGCUGCAGAGAAAACCGCAAUGGUUGUGACAAGGCUCUUGAAAAAUGUAGCUACUUGUGAUUGCCAAGACAACCAUGGAUGA